Molecule: messenger RNA, 1437 nt
Organism: Dendrobium catenatum
Lineage: Eukaryota; Viridiplantae; Streptophyta; Magnoliopsida; Asparagales; Orchidaceae
Exons: 1
Coding region: 1-1437 (478 amino acids)
Source: RefSeq, a predicted model, not a curated record
AUGUCUUCAUCCAACGUUUGGGGGAAGACUACCAGCCCGUCACAUGGAAAUAGCAGAGGCUUUUUCAAUCUGGAUGCUGAUUCUACCAAGUCUCCUACUCAAUCUUUUAAAGACGUGCUUUCUAGUACCACGAUGCAAGGUGAUAGCGCUCCUAAACUUACGCAAUCUGUUGUGAACGGUGUUCCUGCUAUUUUAAUUUCUGAUGAGGAUGUUCUUAAGUUAGCUAGUCCGUUUCAGUUUACUAUGGUUGGUAAGUUCGCUUUGCAUCGACCGAAUCUUGACUCUAUUAGAUCAUUUUUUGCUAAUCUUAAACUGACUGGUUUUUACUCGGUGGGGCUUUUGGAUUCUAGACAUGUAGCGAUUCAGUUAUCUAAUGAUCUUGACUAUAGUAGAGUGUUUGCUCGGAGAUCUUACUUCAUAAAUAAUUGUCAAAUGAGAAUUUUAAAAUGGACCCCUUUUUUUGAUGUUCAUGAAGAAUCCCUUAUAGUUUUGAUUUGGAUCUCGUUUCCGAACUUAAGGUUACAUUUCUUUAACCCCCAAGUUUUACAUGCUCUUGGCUCUGUUUUUGGGCGGCCUUUGCAAACUGACCAAGCUACGGCUUCGAGGACCCAUCCCUCUGUGGCUAGGGUUCUGGUGGAAGUUGAUAUUUUGAAAAAACAUCCUAAAGAAGUUUGGGUUGGCUCAAAGGCUUUUGGUUAUAUGCAAAAAAUCGAGUUUGAGAAGGUUUCUGAUUUCUGUUCGCAUUGCAAAAUUCAUGGUCAUGCUAUGUCUGAUUGUUUUAGAUUACAUCCUAAAUUAAAAAAAUCUGUGAAAUCUACGGUUGAGAUAGCUGAUUGUCCUGUUAAUUCUAUCUCUAAUAUUGUGCCAGAUCAAAUUUUAUCUCAUGAUGUUAUGGAUGUCCAGGUGGAGAAGGAGAAUGGCUGUGUCGGGCAGGAAAACGAAGUGGAGGUGGUUGCUAAUAGUGAACGUAAUGUAUUGUGCAAUGAUAGUGAGAAAAUGCCAAUUUUUUUUGUAUCUGUUGAUUCCAUGCUAAAAAUUUCUAUUGAUUCUGCUUUGGCUCAUACGAAAGCUAACUUAGCCAUUAAUGAGGAUUCCGAUGUUAGUGAAGAAGGGGAAUAUAUUCCUUCUGAAAACAAGAAGGAGAAUUCAGUGCAAAAUGUGGAAAGUAGUGAGAAUUGUGAAAAAGGGGAGUAUAUCCCCACGAAAAACAGGAAGGAAAAAUCUAUGCAAAAUCUUGAACGUGGUACUUCUCUACCUGCUGAGUUAGAAGGUUUUAAGUCUAAAAAAGUCAUUGUGGAUGAUUCCUUUCUUAAUAAUGUUGGGAAGGACCAAUUUACUAAAGUUAAUAAGAAAAAGGGGAAGAAAAAUAAAGAAUCUGUAUCCUCUACGCCUUUCUCUACUAGAGCACAAACUAAUGCCAAAGGUUCUCAUGGUUAA